AUGGGAGAAAAAAAUAGACUCUACUGUCGCAGAGCUACUGCAGCAGAUGCUGCUCUCGUCAGCGAAUUUCUUGCUGCAGUUAAUCACCCCUUGCAAAAUUUUGGGCUAGAGCUGCCCAGCAGCAGCAGCAGCAGCAGCAGCAGCAGCAGCGGCAGCAGCAGCGGCAGCAGCAGCAGCACAGCUGACAGCUGCAGCAGCAGUAACGAAGAAGGCAGCAGCGCGAGCCGCGAUUCCGCCGCCGCGCUAAUCAGCGCCAGCGCCAGCGGCAGCAACAGUAUUAGCAGCAGCAGCAGCAGCAGCAGCAGCAGCAGCAGCAACAGCAGCAGCAGCAGCAGCAGCAGGUCUGCUGCAGUGGAAGACUUGCUGCGCGCUUCUUAUCUCUCGCUGCUGUGCGAAGACACAGAGGGUUUGCUUGUGGGGUUUUUGUGUCUGGAUCAUUCUCCCCUUUUGUGCGUUCCGUUUUCCUUUACUGCUGCUGCUGCUGCUGCUGCUACAGUUGCUGCUGCUGCUGACGCUGCUGCUGCUGACGCUGCUGCUGCUGCUGCUGCGUCUCUAGCAGCAGACGCAGACUUCCAGCGCAUCUGCAGCAGCAAAUGCAGGGCCUACUUUGCGCAGUGGCCCCAGUGGCUGCGGGCCACUUACGGGCACAGCAAGCACCACCACCGUGCUGCUGCUGCUGCUGCUGCUGCUGCUGCUGCUGCUGCUGCUGCUGCUGCUGGGAAAAACAAGAACUGCAGCAGCGAGGAGACGCACAACGAAUCAGACGGGGAGACUGACCAUGAAGAUGCCUCCACAGUCUCCUUAUCUAGGGAAAGUUCAAAGGAUAACAGCAGCAGCAGCAGCAGCGGCAGCAGCAGCAACAGCAGCAGCAGCAGCAGCAGCAGCAGCAGCAGCAGCAGCGUGACGCAGCUCGGCGAUGGCAGCCUCAUCACGCCCACAAACACACUGUGGCUGCAGGCCUUCGCUUGCAGAAGAUCGCCUGCAACAACAGCAGCAGCAGCAGCAACAUCGUCAGCAGCAGCAGCAGCAGCAGCAGCAGAAUUCCCUUCAGCAGCAAAGAUAGCAAUGACCAUGUUCAGAAGUGUCUUCGCAACUCACUACGAGCUGCAGUGGAUUCUUGCACUCGAAAGGAAUGAUGAUAGCAGCAGCUGGUCGCAGCAGCUGCCUGGGCUGCUGCCUGCUCUAACCCCAACUGCAGCAGCAGCAACAGCAGCAGCAGCAGCAGCAGCAACAUUAGAAGCAGCAGAUUCAGCAGCAACUGCUGCAGAGGCCUCGUCAGCGCUGCUCCUGUCUUCGACCUCACCUGCAGCAGCAGCAGCAGCAGCAGCAGCGGCAGCAGCAGCGGGAGGAGCAGCAGCAGCAGCGACGCCAGCAGCAGAAGCAGCAGCAGCAGCAGCAGCAGGCCUGCUGCGGGUCUGCUGCUGCGGGCGGCAGCAGCUGCUGCCGCAGCUAAAAACCCGAAUUGCUGCAGUAGAAGAUCAUGAUGACUUAGUCGCUCUUUUUGAUUCCCAAACCCUUUUGCAGUCGAGGGUUUACGGAGAAUACUAUUUGGCAGAGUUGAUUGGCUGUGAGAAACCCUAA
This is a messenger RNA of Eimeria necatrix, 1581 nucleotides long. RefSeq lists its product as hypothetical. NCBI's taxonomy places the organism in Eukaryota, Apicomplexa, Conoidasida, Eucoccidiorida, Eimeriidae. The record is from RefSeq and is a predicted model, not a curated record. The coding region runs from base 1 to 1581 and encodes 526 amino acids. The transcript has 2 exons.